Pygoscelis adeliae (Adelie penguin) is the source of this 489-nucleotide messenger RNA. RefSeq names its product atonal homolog 7 (Drosophila) (gene ATOH7). Gene Ontology annotation, biological process: regulation of DNA-templated transcription; neural retina development. Gene Ontology annotation, molecular function: protein dimerization activity. Lineage: Eukaryota; Metazoa; Chordata; Aves; Sphenisciformes; Spheniscidae. The record is from RefSeq and is a predicted model, not a curated record. Bases 23 to 478 code for a protein of 151 amino acids. The transcript has a single exon.
UAAAACUGAACCUGCAUUGAAUAUGAAAACCUGUAAAUCCAGUCAUUUGGAUUCAGGCGUAGAAUCAGACAUCCAGUGCAGAAGUGGACCAGGCUGUGUUGUGAAGUGCAGUUCGGAAAGGAUGGAGAAUGCUGCAAAGAGAAGACUUGCUGCCAAUGCCAGGGAGAGAAGACGGAUGCAAGGACUGAACACAGCCUUUGAUCGUUUGAGAAAGGUGGUUCCACAGUGGGGUCAAGAUAAGAAGCUGUCCAAGUAUGAGACCCUUCAGAUGGCUUUGAGUUAUAUCAUGGCUCUCACUAGAAUACUUGCCGAAGCAGAAAGAUACAGUACUGAAAGAGAAUGGAUUAGCCUUCACUGUGAACACUUUCAUCCGGAGAACUACUACCAUUACCCGGGACAAAAAAUGGCAACGGACAGUGAUCCGUACGCACAGCGAAUACUCAGCUAUCACCCUGAACACUUUCAAAUAGCUAAUUAGAACUUUUUACG